AUGCCAUUGAACCUUUCUGCUACUCUAUUGGACGAUAUUUCCCGUUUAUAUAUUGAUGCAGAUGAUUAUAACGUUAUUAUCACUGCCGGACAAGGCGAUGAUGCUAGAGUUUUUAAAGCGCAUACGGUGAUUUUACGAUCGAGAUCUUCUUAUUUCAGAGUUGCGUUAUCGUCUAAUUGGGCCAAGAAAAUACCGUCACAAUAUAAUCAUGAAUUUAACACACAAUGUGAUGCAUUAUAUUUUAAUAAACCUAAUAUUUCACCAAAGGUCUUCGAUAUUAUCUUAAAAUACAUCUACACUGGAACGUGUUCCCUCGAAGAAAAUGAUAUUCUUCUUGAUAUAUUGAUCGCUUCAGAUGAAUUUGGACUCUUUGAAUUAGUCAAUUACGUUCAAGAGCAUAUUAUUUCUGACGAGACCGGAUGGUUGCACGAGAAUCUUGUCAAAGUCUUUAAAGUUGCAUUAAGGCAUGAUGAAUUUCAUCUACUUCGAGAGCAUUGUGGUGAACUUAUUAGUAAACAACCUGAAUUACUUUUUAAUUCAAAGGAUUUUGUUACGUUGGAAAAAUCUUGUAUGAUAUUUGUCUUAAAAAGAGAUGAUAUCGCCAUGGGAGAAAUUGACAUUUGGGACCAUAUGAUUAGGUGGGGAAUAGAACAACAUCCGCAACUUAAUCCUGAUAUUUCAAAUUGGACUCGUCAACAUUACGAUACCUUACAUAUAAGAUUAAAAGAACUUUUACCAUUAAUCCGAUAUUUCGACGUACCUGAGGAUAAAUUCUAUGAUAAAAUUUGGCCAUUCAAAAAAUUUCUUCCAAGAAAUCUUAAACAAUCAUUAACAAGAUUUUACAUCGUGCCUGGAAUUAAGCCACCCUCAUGUGCAUUAUCACCAAGAAUCGCACAGUAUUCGCCAAAAUCUAAAUUAGGAUUUACCGGCUUACACGCUGCUCUUAUCGCUAAUUGGAUUAAUCACGAAGACAACGAAAUACCGACCACAAGCUCAAAUAUCUCUCAUGAAUUUAAACUUUUGCUUCGUGGUAGUAGAGACGGUAGAGGUGUUAUAACUUUUCAUGAGCUUUGCGAUUUUAAAGGUGCCACAAUAGUUUUGAUCAAAGUUAUGGGAACAGGAGAACUUAUUGGCGGAUAUAAUCCAAACUCUUGGACAUCAUCGGAUAGAUAUAUUCGAACUACCGAAAGUUUUAUAUUCUCUCUUGGGAAUAAUGCACAAGAUCCAAGUAAUUAUAUUUUGAGUAGAGUUAGAUUUGCAGAUUUCGCGAUAAGAGAUUCUUCGACAGUUAACACUUCUAUUGGAUUUGGAAACGAUUUUUGGUGGUUCGAGGGAAAAUGUGUGCAUUUUAAUUAUAACAAAAAAAUACUUGAUACGCGGCAAUUUUUUUCUAUUGAGGAUUAUGAAGUGUUUCAAGUUGUUAAGAAGGAAUAA
Dentiscutata heterogama is the source of this 1434-nucleotide messenger RNA. Lineage: Eukaryota; Fungi; Glomeromycota; Glomeromycetes; Diversisporales; Gigasporaceae. The record is from the annotation of a GenBank genome assembly.